Molecule: messenger RNA, 633 nt
Organism: Gadus chalcogrammus (walleye pollock)
Lineage: Eukaryota; Metazoa; Chordata; Actinopteri; Gadiformes; Gadidae
Gene: ttc32
Product: tetratricopeptide repeat domain 32
Exons: 3
Coding region: 31-459 (142 amino acids)
Molecular function (GO): protein binding
Source: RefSeq, a predicted model, not a curated record
GCAACGACGUGACAACACGACCAACGCGACAUGGAGAGCGAAGGUGUUUAUGUCGAAAAUAACCCGCAAAUACUUGCCAAUGCUCAUUCGGAGUUUGGGAAACGUAAUUUUGAAUUGGCAGAGGAACUUUAUACAAAGUUCAUUUCAUCGUGUUUGCAUAAGAGGGAAUGUGCGGCAGGUGACCUAGCCGCCGCAUAUAACAGCCGUGGACAGAUCAGAUACCUGAGGGUGGACUUCACUGAGGCAAUGGAGGACUACACUGAGGCCAUAGGGGUCGACCCUCGUUUCGAAAUACCCUUCUACAACAGAGGGCUGAUCCACUAUAGAUUAGGUUUUUUCGAAGAAGCCAAGAGAGACUUUCAACAAGUCCUGAAGAUCAAUCCAGACUUUGAAGAGGCCAAAGUCAGUCUCCUCCAGACGCUUCAGGACCAGCAGCACAGAAUGACCCGGGGAUACUGACCAUGAUGGACCAGCGGCACAGAAAGACCCAGUGGCUUGUUUGGCAUUGUGAUUUGCUUUCUCUUUUCGAUGUAUUUUUUGAUUUGUAUUAAAUUGUCAAGUUAAUAAAAAUGUGUUAUUAUUUUAAUGUUCUUUUUUGCUUGAGUAUAAUGUAGAUAUUUGAUUUAUCCAAAU